AUGGCGACUCCCAGGCCGGCAAACUCAACAGUCUCCGUGUCCACAUUAGAUCCGGAUCACUAUGCCAUAUUUACACGGGCUCUUUCAAAUGUUCUCUCUACGCAACUGGCAGAGUUCACGAUGGCCCAGCUUGUCGAUGGACUCCCGACAAUAAACGUCUACCGCGAAGGGUACUCGAGGAGGAACCUGGGUGGCAAUCCUCUACUCCCCCAUGAGUCCCUCUGCAAGGGAGCCAUGGAAAGGACGAGGGCUUUUCGUGCCGAGUUUGACCCUUCUGUUCUACAAUUUAAAACUUCAUUGGUGCAAGCAUUCCAAAACGCUGAUCUGGGAAGCCGACAAUUUGACUUGCGACUCAUCGAAAUGGUGGCAACUGCAGUCCAUGCCAUAGCUGUAUACCUGUUCAAUCUUGAAGAAAAGUCACACAAAGGUGAUAUUCAGGGCGUCGUCACAUACGUGGAGCCUGACAAGACAUAUGAAUGGAGGCCAGGAAAAUGGACCACGCGCGAGGCUCUACCAGCCUUUGCUUCAAUAUUCUCACAUGCGUGUUAUACAUUCCAUGAGAAAUAUCCAAACGGCGCGGCGGACAUGGCAGGCUAUUGGGCAGAGGACAGAAUCUUUGGCGGCGUCAUACUCUUCGACAGGGGCAAGUCAGGGACAGAAUGCAAAGAUGUAUAUAUACACUCUGGAAGAGUCCGGUGGACUGUUCGCAUCUGGAGACCGCUCGAGACCCAGUUCAAACAAAUGAUACAUUUUCUCAAAGUCGGUCCUCCAGCCUCCCAAUGCCCGUUUCCUCUGUACGCAGAUAAGAAAGUUCGACAUCGAUAUGAUGAUUAUGACGCCAUGGCAUGGCAUAAUAUCUAUCGCGAUCCAUGGGAGAGGGUACUUCCCCCGCAGAAGAACUGGGAUGCUAUCAGGAGGAACACCUUUGACUACCCAGAACUUCAAGAGCAAAUAUUCGAUAAAAUUUCACAUGGGCCUUUUUAUACCAUUACACGAAAUGGAAACACCUUUUUGGACGUAAGGAAUCUAGAUGAGCGGAAUAAGCAAGACAACGCAGAAGCGGCUAGCAAUCCACGGAAACAAGGCGAAGAACAACCUUGUGAAACUAUAUCCAAAGCAGGCAGAGAGGUCGAUGAGCCCCAGGGUAAAGAGCCCGAGGCUGCAGAAGUCCAAGUCACGGAGCCGGAGGCCGCAAAAAUCGUUGAUGAAUCAAUCGAAGCAGAUGGCUCCCGGACCAAGGAGUACAAAUCAACAAUCUCUGGGGCUGAAAAUCCUCAACUUAUCGAUCCAUCUGCCCAUGAAAUCCUCACAAACAAGUCCGAAAUUGCAGCGUUGGAAAUUGCCCUACCACAGCUGAAGGACGACCCGGUAUCAACACCCGCGGUGAAUGACUCUGGGACUAAGGGGAAGGAAGUCGGCACUGUUGAAACGGACAUGGUUGAACCGACAAAGCCCACCUUGACUAAAUCAGGGAUCAAGGAGAAUAUCGCUGUUAAUGAACCUCGAGAUAACGGACAAGUGAAGGGAGAAGUCAAGAGACGACAUUUCAUCAAAGAUCAAGACACAAGUCAGUAA
Messenger RNA from Metarhizium robertsii ARSEF 23, 1575 nucleotides. RefSeq lists its product as uncharacterized. NCBI's taxonomy places the organism in Eukaryota, Fungi, Ascomycota, Sordariomycetes, Hypocreales, Clavicipitaceae. The record is from RefSeq and is a predicted model, not a curated record. The coding region runs from base 1 to 1575 and encodes 524 amino acids. The transcript has 3 exons.